UUGAGUUAAUGGUAAAAUACUCUUUUAUUUUCAAAAAUUGAUGCAUAAGGAAAGUGUUUGACGGUACAUGCUUAUCGUGUUAUUAUAACCAAAAUGUUACUUUGUUUAUCGUUCAUACUUUGUGUUUUAAAUUGUUUUUGUUUAAGUGUUUAUGGUGACGAAGCUUUUUCAAAUGAGUUAGAGUAUACUUACCUAGAACCUCCAUAUUUUUAUAAGGACUUACAAUCCAUUUUGAAGUUCUUCGAAGAUCCCCAAUACAGAUUUACACCCGGCGUACGUGAACUUUUGAAGAGUUAUCACCAGCAAAAAGUUAAGACUGAUGGCCUUAACACAACUGGUCAAGGUAAAAGACAUCCUUUGUUCGUUAUAGAAGGUCUGCCUGGAUCAGGCAAAACAACAAUAGGGCAACUUUUAGCAUCUAAGCUGAAUGGAGUCAAAGUGCAUUCUCCUUCAUACAGUAUUUACGCCUUAAAACCGUUAUUUCAGGGGGAUCACCUUAGAGAGUCUGCCUAUAACGCUAUGUGUCACUACAUCACCGCGCUUGAGGUACAAGUUUUUCUAAAAUCAUCACCAGUUGUCUUGGACAGGUUCUGGCAUUCAUCUGCCUCGUAUUGGAUAGCUUAUGCAAUACAAACCAAACCAAAACAAUAUACGAUGCCUCCCAAAGGUGAUAGAAUUUAUACAUGGCCCGAAGACUUGCUUAAACCUGAUCAAGUAUUUUUGUUAGAUGUCGAUGAAACUAAAAGAAAAGAAAGGAUAUUUGAUAGAAGUAAAAUAAACAAUUUAACUGAUGUUGAUGUUAUAUUACACAAUAUUACUGAUUUUAGAAAUAACAUAUUAAUAGCAUACAAAAAUAUGCAAAAUCCAGGAGUUAUUGUAAUAAACUCUACUGGUUCAGUUCCAGAAGUUUUGGAAGACGUUUACUCCAGAGUAAAAACAUACAUGAACAUUUAAGUCUCUACAGUUGUAUUAAAAAAAAUAUUUAUUUAUUACUGUGUUUUUUAAUUAAAUAUAACAAUAAAU
This is a messenger RNA of Diabrotica balteata, 1023 nucleotides long. The record is from the annotation of a GenBank genome assembly. Lineage: Eukaryota; Metazoa; Arthropoda; Insecta; Coleoptera; Chrysomelidae.